CGGUAACUUCGUAAUCAUCGACGCGCCAUUGGCAGUCCAAACCCGUCCUAUAUUACGACCUUCACGGCCAUACACUCAUUCCAAUCUCGAACGCGAUUCUUUCCCCGGCCCAGAAGCAAUCGAAUUGAUUUGGAUCCAUCGCCAUGUCGACCCGUCAAGCGGCACUGUCGCUGUACCGGCGUUCGCUGAAGUUGGCUCUAGACUGGGCUGUUCAUCGCCACCUCUGGAGAGGCCAAGCUUUGUACAUCCGCUCGUUGUUCGAGGCCAACCGAUCUGUGACGGACUCCAGACAGAAGAGAGAACUUUUGGCUCAGACAGAGAAAUUGUUGUCGAAAUGGAAGCACCCAGAGCCCUACGUGCAUCCGACAGCACCCGGCGGUUCCAAAUUCGAGCGCAACCUCCGAGCACCUAUCCUUGACCCGCCACCCCCAUUGAAAUUCUAAGCAGCUAGCAAAGGCGUGGAAGGGAGAAAGACUGGGAUCACACCGUACCCGACGUUUGGACUGCAUAACAUAGAAAUGCAACCAUGUGGAAGCUUCAGAAUGCUAUUUCGACAACACUGUGUCGGGGACUAUGGACCGGGACACUUGAUGCACAACUCUUACAUACAAGCCCGGGAUGGCUGAUCCAAGCCAAGCGGAGGCUCACGCGCACGCAGUUCAGCUCACAAGCAUAGCUUUCCCCCAGUCUCUCUAUAAGUCUGUAUAAUACAACACCAUCACCCGAUUACAAUAGCUUCAAGUCUUCAUACCGCAACGAGUCGUGUGAGCGGCAUCACGAACCUAAUGGUCCUACCGACUGAGUCCCCCCUUUUGUUCUAUU
This is a messenger RNA of Colletotrichum scovillei, 822 nucleotides long. Its product is annotated as complex 1 protein. The transcript has 5 exons. Lineage: Eukaryota; Fungi; Ascomycota; Sordariomycetes; Glomerellales; Glomerellaceae. The coding region runs from base 144 to 443 and encodes 99 amino acids. Gene Ontology annotation, biological process: mitochondrial electron transport, NADH to ubiquinone. The record is from RefSeq and is a predicted model, not a curated record.